Messenger RNA from Scophthalmus maximus (turbot), 839 nucleotides. RefSeq names its product acetyl-CoA acetyltransferase, mitochondrial-like. Gene Ontology annotation, molecular function: acetyl-CoA C-acetyltransferase activity. Bases 96 to 824 code for a protein of 242 amino acids. Gene Ontology annotation, biological process: fatty acid beta-oxidation. The transcript has 5 exons. Lineage: Eukaryota; Metazoa; Chordata; Actinopteri; Pleuronectiformes; Scophthalmidae. The record is from RefSeq and is a predicted model, not a curated record.
AAAAUGAGUUGGUGGAUCAGUAGAUGCUGGCUGUGUAUAUGUGAGCUGACUUCUUGUGUUUAGGAAUCGCUCCUGAGGAGGUGAAGGAGGUCUACAUGGGCAAUGUGCUUCAGGCAGGAGAAGGACAGGCCCCCACGAGACAAGCCUUGCUUGGUGCAGGCUUGACCCUCGGCACUCCAGCAACAACCAUCAACAAAGUCUGUGCCUCUGGGAUGAAGUCCAUCAUGAUGGCAUCCCAGAGUCUAAUGUGUGGACAUCAGGAUGUGAUGGUGGCAGGAGGAAUGGAGAGCAUGUCCAACGUACCUUACGUGAUGACCAGAGAGACCCCAACCUAUGAAGGAGUGAGGAUGGAAGACCUCAUUGUCAAAGAUGGACUCACUGAUGUCUAUAACAAAUUUCACAUGGGAAACUGUGCAGAAAACACGGCCAAAAACUCCAACAUCACCAGGGAGGAACAGGACGCCUUCGCCAUCGGCUCAUACAGCCGCAGCAAGGCGGCGUAUGAGUCUGGCGUGCUGGCCAAGGAGAUUGUACCAGUCAGCAUUCCCCAGAGAGGCAAACCUGAUGUGGUCGUGUGUGAAGACGAGGAGUGGAGGAAGGUCGACUUCAGCAAAGUCCCCAAACUGAGGGCAGUCUUCCAGAGAGAAAACGGUCAAUAUGUAGUUGUUAAUAAUGUUUUUCUUUCAUUCAUUAAGCCACAAAAAGUUAAAUUUCGCUUCUGCUUAUCGGUUUCUAAAAGAUACAUAUAUAUUGUAAUGUACGUCACGUAUCAACGUUACUGCGCCUGUGUUUUGAUAGGAGCUAGCACGUGGCAUGCAUGCUAACGUCCAAGUGAAACA